AUGGCAACUAAUGAAGAUGAUGACCAAGAAGAGUCGAAUACGUUGGCAACAUCUCACUUACCAGCCUUACAAGUGUUAAAAUGUGGAAAUCUGAAGUUAUUUAGAGACGCGAUUAUAAACCCGGUGUGGAUUAUAAAGAAUAAGGUUAUCAAGGCAAGGUUUAUAAACGAAAUUGCCUUCUGCACACCACCCGCGCCGUCUGUACAGUGUACCGCGCGGUGCGGCAGAAACAACAUUACUAUGACGAUCACUGUGGGGAAAAACUCCAUGCCCGAGACGGCGGCCAGUGUGGCGAGCGUGACGGAAAGCACGCCUGUCAAUCUCGAGGCGGUUGUGCAAGCCAUUAUCAUCUUCACCAUAGGCUUAGCCAUCAUCGUCUCUAAUCUUUUCAUCAUUGUCGCAUAUUGCAAGUAUACAGGUUUGGUCCAACAUGUGAUCAACCAUUAUUUGCUGUCACUGACAAUAGCGGACCUGCUAUGUGGAACAUUAAUAGUGCCUCAGUCUUUCUACGCCGCAAUUAAUCAGCACUGGGUGCACGGAGAUUUUAUGUGCCGUCUAUCAGGCUACAUCGAAGCCACUCUAUGGUGUGUCUCAGUCUACAGCUUUAUGUGGAUAUCUGUCGACCGGUACCAAGCCAUCAGGAAGCCGCUCCGAUAUGAGACGUUCCAAACACGAGCUCGAGGCCAAUGUUGGAUGGUGUUCUCCUGGAUGUGUGCAGCCACGCUCUGCUGCCCACCGUUAUUUGCAAACCAAAAAAAAGAUAACUUUGACAGCGACACUCUCGUUUGCAUGUUGGAUUGGGGCACGACAUCCGCAUAUACGUUGACCUUAGGUAUCCUUGUUCUGGGACCGAGCAUUAUUUCAAUUGUGUACAACUAUUUAUACAUAAUUUGUAAGCGGAGGAAACUGUAUAGCGGCUCACUGAACAAAGACAAGGAAUACGCGUCCGCUCUGGCUGAGAACCUCGCAAAUCCAAACCAAAAGGUGAGCUUUAUUCUCGUUCUCACUUUUUGGCUGAGCUGGACCCCGUACGCUAUAGUUUGCUUGUACGAAUAUAUCGGUGAAGAGAAAAAGUCUCCCAUGGUGCAUUUCGCUGUCGUUUGGAUUGGUGUACUGAAUUCCUGUUGGAAAUUUGUUGUCCUGCUACCUCUAAGCCCUGAGUUUAGACUCGCUUUCAAAUUACUCUGCAAGAGUCUUUGUUGCCGGUCCAAAGUCCGACUGGAUGGUGAUGGUGGCAUGAUGAACGCUGAUUGUGAGAUGCUCGAGUAA
Molecule: messenger RNA, 1269 nt
Organism: Pararge aegeria (speckled wood butterfly)
Lineage: Eukaryota; Metazoa; Arthropoda; Insecta; Lepidoptera; Nymphalidae
Gene: DopEcR
Product: G-protein coupled receptor 52-like
Exons: 5
Coding region: 1-1269 (422 amino acids)
Biological process (GO): G protein-coupled receptor signaling pathway
Cellular component (GO): membrane
Molecular function (GO): peptide binding; G protein-coupled receptor activity
Source: RefSeq, a predicted model, not a curated record